Acanthoscelides obtectus is the source of this 3220-nucleotide messenger RNA. NCBI's taxonomy places the organism in Eukaryota, Metazoa, Arthropoda, Insecta, Coleoptera, Chrysomelidae. The record is from the annotation of a GenBank genome assembly.
AUCGAAUACAAUCAACAUCCAGAGGAUCGAACUCCGUCAACGGCUUUUAAUCUAACCUAAAACUUUUUUGUUUACGAUUUUUCCUAUUUAAUAGCAAGGUUUUCAAAAUCAUUUUUCAUUCAAUGUAUGAACCAUACUACGUAUUUUUUUUUCUUUUAAUACAUGAAGACGACAAACAUAAUGAGUAAAUUGAAAAAACAAAAAUCGCAGCCACCAAAAAUAGUCAUUCACCAAGAUGUAAAGUUAAGCCAGUGGAACAACUUAAACAACACUUUUAAACAGCCAGAAAGUAAGAAAAGAAAACACCCCUUGAUAUUUUUUCAUGAUGGAGAAGAAGAACUGGUUGCAAUCGAUCCAUGUGAUGAUAAGGUUGAGAAAAUUUUGCAAAGUUUAUCUAAAACAGAUUCUGGAAUAAGUAAAGAUGAUAAUGUCACACAGAACGGGGCUCAGAGAUCAUCCAGAAGUGAGCAAACAGAUGUAGGGGUACAAUGUAAACUUACGUUUGUACAAAAACACGUAGGAAGUCAGUGCUGUGCAGUGAAAAGGAAGGAUGCAGCAGUGCAAAGUAACUUUGUGACAGAAAAAGUAGAUGCCCAGAUUCAGAGUUGCCUUACAGUGGAACAAAAAAAUGCACAGUCACAAUGUGAGUGUCAGCCUCUGGCACAAGAACAUGAUUUGUUACAUUUGGUGAAACAAUGCUCAGAGACUCCUUUAGGCAAAGGUAAGGAUCUCGACCAAUUAAUCAGGCUAUGUAAAAAAAUUAAGAAGAAACCUCCAGCUGAAUUGAGGAACAAAGAAGAAGAAGAGGCAGUAAGUUCUAACAGAACAGACAGGGUACUCAGAAAUAUGAGGAAGGCAAAAACUGACCCGGAAAACAAAAAGCCUAUAAAGAAACGAAAGGUGGAGGAAGAUGUAUUUAAGAUACCUUUCCCGCCCAGAACAAGUGCCAUACCAAGUCGCAGAUUCUCACUUGCAGUUUCAAAUGAAGCUAAGGCAAGGACGAGUUUUCUGGAAUUUCAAUCUCUCACAUUUCGGGAACGCAAAACCAGGCGGCUGUAUUCACCUACGACUUGGGAAACAUCAAAGGAAUAUACAGAAAAUUUAGUGGAGGUUCCUACUCCGAGGAGAUUAUUCACAUAGCAUAGCGAACUAAUAUGUAUGUAAAUAAUUAUUUAAGAUUUUGAAGUGCGCUGUAUACAAGUUAAUGACUUUAUUAUUAAGAGAAUUUAGAAACAUGCAUAAAGGCGGACAUUCACGGUAUCACGGUCGCUGCAAAUUAUGGUUUUCGGAUGUUACAUGACAUUACGCAAAAACCAUGUCAUUCAUUUCCGUCGGUCUGUAUAAUUUGGCUUUUAAAAAUUGAUCCAGGAGCGGACAAGCUAUGGGCAAAAAAUGCACACACUCCAAUUUUUGACGUUUCAGAAAAGUUUUUCGAGGGGUUGAAAAUUAGUGUUGUAGGGGGCAAGUGGAGAGGUUAGUCGCUAAUUGUAUAGGCCUGCUUGACCGACGUGGUCCAUUUGAUUUUCUUUAUAUAAAUACGUAGUUAACUUUUUUCUCUGAGAGCCUGUCUUGCGUCGAACUUAAUCAUUUUGAAAAUAAUGACAGCGUUGCGUGGGUCAACAUACUUGAAGCCUUUUUUUUCAGGUGCUUGAAUAUUCAAUCAGACAAUAAAUUGUGCUGAACAAUUCAGAUCUCUACAUUCAUGAAAUGAUAUUGGUUAUGGCUGCGAAACAACAUAAUAUUAUGAAAAUUGUUUCCGAAGCUAUCUGAAUCAAUCCAAAUUAAGUUAUACUAUAUUAUAUAUAAAUUAUACCAAAUUUUCAUAUCGAUAGAUCACACGUAGUGACCCCUGACCUCAAAUACGUGUUUUUUUUAAAUACUUUUACGGGUAAUCUACUCAAAAAAAUUUGAAAAAAUUGUUAUAUCCUACAUAAGCACCUUGAUUUUUUGUAGAUUUGUGAAACGUAUAAGUUCGACAAAAAUUUGUUUGACAAAAAACGCAUAAAUACAAUGGGUUGCAAAGUUACAACCAAAAGCGUCAAAAAUGAAAGAUAAUCAGGGAAAAUGAGGUUGACCUAUCUUCCCAAUUUUUCGAGAAAUGAAAAAUCUGAUUGUGGAACCUUCAAAAACGCACAAAAAUACGUACAUAUUAUGUUGAAUUUUCUACUUAGCCAGCUUAUAAUACCCGCCGUUUAAAAUGACAGCAAUUGCAAAAAGUAGAUUUUUGAGGAUUUUCCCGGCAAAACUAAUGAUUUUGUUAGUGGAUCUGAAAUAACGCAGGUAUAUAGUGGAUUUUUAAGUUUGUGAAAUUUUCAUUUCCUAACCAAGAAUUCUAAAAAUAAUUUCAAUUUUUUAUAACAAUACCUAUACAUUGCACAAAACUUGAAAAAUCACGGUUAUGUAGCGAUGUUAAUUUUUUCAAAAAAAUUUAAGCAAAAUCGCGCCCGUAAGAAAUUAUCUCAGAAAAAACGUUGUUGAGGUUGAUGCUUCUAGCGGGACCUAUUGAUCUGAAAAUUUGGAUUGAUUGGGAGCAAUUUUCAUAUAUAGUUAAGCCUAUAUUCUUAGGUAUAAAGGGGCGAUCGUGAAGGGGGAGCUUUAACAGCAUUACAAAUCGUGUUUUUGAAUAUCAAAGGAGUGUUUUAGAAUCCAUGGAAUGUAUAUUAGGCGAUAUUAACACCUCGACAAUUGCGUAAGUGUUUUAUACUUUUUAUAAAAUGGAUGUAAAUUGUAAUAUUUCAUGUACUGUUUUUUAUUGAAAGGUUUUUAUAAUACAUCAUUUAUAUCUUUAAUAAAGUUUGUAAAAGCACAUAUAUUUAUAAAACCAGUUCAAAUGAUUAAAAUAUUGAAAAGCAGUCGCGUGUACUUUUUGUUGCUAAAUAAGGUACCUGCAUUACAUUAGUCAGCCAGGAGUUGAUGGUGGCCAUGUCGCACGUUUUUUCGUUUUAUUCUCCAAAUCCAACAGAAAAAGAUGUUAUUUCAUAUGACAUACAAAGAAAAAAAAAUAAGAAAGAACCAUGUUGCCAUUUCCGUCGGUUUAUCUACAACCUUUGGAUGCUCCAAUAUCAUAGUACAGUGCUACCCGCUUAUAAUGGACUCGGCGGGACUGUGACAAAUAGUCUAUUAUAGGCGGAUGACCAUCUUAAAAGAAUGACUUUUUUUAAUGAAAAAACCAGCAGAAAUAACAUAUGAAAAGCUUAAAAUGUAUUUGUUUACUAUGUAU